GAGGGAGGGUAGAGUUUCAUCUUAUUGUUCCUGCUGCUGCUGCACCGGUCUGCAAGAAAUAUCAGGUGUCUCCAUGAGCAUAUGUCACUGUUUUCACACCACCUUAACAAGCAGGUCUUUGGAGAACAACACCUUAUUUUUAGCUUAAAUGUGUGUGAGAGGAAGAGAGAAAAAAGCCCCAGAACGUGGAUAGUGCUGCAAGCUGUGAUGAUGUCAGUGCCAGUGUCGUCAUAUUUCCACCGGGCACCGUCCAAACGGACUGAUUUGUAAAAAGGUGGAUGAAGCGCUUUCAGGCUGAAGCCGCUGUUGUGUAACAGACGUGCCAGGCGGUAGGUUGGUAGGUAGGCAAUCGUGUUUAUCCGCUUGAAGAAAAAAAUGAGAGGGAGGGAGCGAUGUGGAGAGAGAUGGAGCGGACGGAGGGGGCGUGCGUCUCCGUACUAGCUCGUGGCUAGAGAGCUGGCAGAAGUACAAGGCUGCUCAACCUCCAUGUAUGUCGGUACAGUAGCGGCUUCACCUCCAUUCUGCGGGGGAAAAGGGGUGAUUCUGGGCUAGACUUUCACCCCACCGCUGACUCGGUAUGUCCUGGACUUGAUAUCCUGCCGCAGCGGACGCCAUCGGAGAGGAGCCGCACAGAGAUACAGAACCACAGUGGAAGGAUGGUGUUACAGACCGACUGAGGCAUCCAGAGGGACCAGUACCUGCUCACCACUCAGAGGCUAACCAUGGCUCCCAUGUCCCUACCAUUCCUAGUGUUCCUCCUUUUCUUCCUCCAUAUUUCAGAUGCUCAGACCAUCAUAGGCUUGUCCUCCUCUUUCUCUCCUCUGGACCUGCCUAACAACCCUUCACCUCCACCAACCAAGCAGACUGCUCGAUUCUGGCCCUCUUUGCCUCCCAGAGGGCGCAGCGAUGUACCCAUCAGAGUUACAGUCCGGGAUAGGUUAACAACGAGAAAUACGGUGGAGCAGGGGCAAAGAAUCACCCGCCCAACCACGCAACACAGUCCCUCUUUUAUAUCUGCACUUUCUACGCAUAACCUUAGCAGCGGGCCAAUUGUAACACAACCAACUGCCUCCAGACCCAGGACUGACACGGCUAGUUUAGCAUUCAGCCGGGCUCGCACAAAGGGAGAUGCUCCUACAAAAGGCUAUGCUCCUCCUCUGCCCACUUUGCCGUCCACUGCUGUCGCUGAGCCUCCAGGUGAUAAGCCAGUGAUAGCCGGGAAAGCAGAGGAAGGACCGGUCAAAGAGAUGGAGGAUGGUGAUUCACAAGGGUUGGGAUCAGGUAGUUCUCCAACAGUGAUGCUUGUGAAGGAGGAAUCACCUGCCCCUCUGCCGACAGUUGGGGAUGAAAUGGCACAGUAUCGACCACAGGCACAGACUGUAAUAUCUAACGUUUCUAACAUAGAAACCCCAUCAAUGGACAGUCAGACUGCGGAAUCUCACCUGUUUGUACUGACAACAACCAGCACAACCAGUACGGUCUCUACAACUGUACAAACCAAGACAAGAAGCACACCGUCUCCUGUGGUAACACAGCAAACACAUCAGACUACAGUAUUAACAGGUGACCUGACAGCCAACACUCCCGCCAGUGACAGAUUUAGUCCAAAACGGGACUCUGCUGCUGUGACAUUACCGCAACCCACGUCUAACACCUCUGGUGUUGCUGAGAAACACCCACAGACUGCAGGACAGCCAGUUACUGCCCAAAGCCAGAAGAGUUCACAUUCAAACACAACGACACCACAAGUGUCAAGCACAUCUACAACUGGUGUGCUUACUACCACACAGGAGGCUGUCAGAACAUCCUCCAGGACAACAACCCAACUAAGCAAAACAGUACAAGUGGGAAGGAAUACAGCAAGCACAACUGUGCAGUCCUCGAGCACAGGGGCCUCUUCCUUAACUACCACCACUGUUGUGCCUGUCACCCGGUCAAGACUUGGACCCACAUAUCAGAGUGGUAUUGGUCAAAGGAACCGAUCUCUCCUCCUGGGACAUCCUCAUCUAGCUCCCCAUUCCACCACUGAUCCAGCCCCUACUCCCAGUGCUAAUCCCUCUCCUAAUGGCACACUUCUAUACUGGGGAGAUCUGAGCCGGACGCUGACUUUUGCCUGGGAACUGCAUGUCUAUGGCUCAGCAAGCCUCUUCCUCCUCCUGUUUGCUGGAGCUGCUCUUGGCCUGACCCUGUCCCCUGGCACAAACUGUCCUCAUCGGGGUGCUCUUGCACUUGCCAAUGCUCUGUUGUUUCUGGCGGGGGGCCUUAGAGCAGCUCUCUUUUUCAUCGACCCGUAUGGCACACGAAAAUUCCUGCCUCGCACUGCAGUUACAGCCCUCUACAACUUACCUCUACACCUGCUGGUGUGGGCGCAGGCUGCCCUGGUUCUGCUGGCCUUGAGGGUGGCAGGAGUCAGUGUGUUACCUUCAACUUUGGAGCGCCCUCCUUUGGUGGCUGUGUUAGCUGUGUUGCAGUGUACCCUCCUGCUGGCGGCUGAUCUGCUCUCCCCAGCCCUCUCUCCUUUGGUUCCUGUAACCCUACAGGUCCUGUCCCUUUGCUGGGGCCUGGCUCUCUGUCUGGGCUUUCUAUGCUAUGUCUUUCCACGCAUACGCUGCCCUCCUGUUCCUCACCCUGCAGUCCCUGGAGAGGCCAGAAGGAAGACUUGGACAGGAAGUAGUAGAAUAGGAGUCAUUCUAGGGAGAGUGCUGGCUGUUUGUGCAGUUCUGGGGCAUUGUGUUGUGGUUUGCAUGUCCAUGCUACUUUGUGGCUGUAUGGACUCUUAGGAGACUGGACACGCUUCAACUGGGGAUGGUGGCUUGUGCAUUUCUGGGCCCGGCUCCUUGAACUGGCCUGGGGGUUCUCACUCUUACUCCUGGGUUCCUGGGUGUUCUGGAGGCCUCAC
This is a messenger RNA of Acanthochromis polyacanthus (spiny chromis), 2899 nucleotides long. RefSeq names its product mucin-5AC-like. The record is from RefSeq and is a predicted model, not a curated record. The transcript is spliced from 4 exons. Lineage: Eukaryota; Metazoa; Chordata; Actinopteri; Pomacentridae. Bases 723 to 2780 code for a protein of 685 amino acids.